CGAGCGUCAGAGGGAGGGGCUGCUACAGCUGCGGGAAUGUUCCGUCAUUGAGUGGGAAGGGUAUAAAAGGGGUGGCUGGUGGAGGGGAGAGGCAGUCUUCAUCCCACCCCCUCCCACUUCUCAUCGCAUCCAACUUUGAUACUGCCACUAUGCCCGUCGCCCACAUCAUCACGUUCAAGUUGAAGGAGGACGUCGAUCUCCCAGCGGCGCGCAAGUUGUUCGAGCGCGUGUACGAGUUCAAGGAAAUAUGCAAAAAGCCCGACGGCACGACGUACGUCAAGGCGAUACGUGGCGGCAAACAGGUCACAGAGGGUCUUCUUGGGCAGCUCGCCAAGGGCUGGGAGUACGCGUUCCUAUUCGCGUUCGAGUUUACGACCGACCUGGAGUAUUUCCUCCUCAAGGAUCCUGAGCACCAGAAGUUCGCGGCAGACUUCCGGCCGCUCCUGGCGGACGCGAUCGCGUUGACAUUCGAAGAUCGGGCGUUUGAGUGAUCGAGGAUACAUGGUCAGGGAUGGCAUGCGAAAGCUUCUCGCGUACGACGUCCAGGAUAUACAAAGUCAAUAUUAUGAGCAGUGCGAAGGUCACUUCAUACUACCAUCUGUCGCAAUUGACGCUGAGUCAUGGGGGCCUCACAAAUUUACACAAGAAAUAUCGAGAUGG
Molecule: messenger RNA, 660 nt
Organism: Schizophyllum commune H4-8
Lineage: Eukaryota; Fungi; Basidiomycota; Agaricomycetes; Agaricales; Schizophyllaceae
Exons: 6
Coding region: 150-491 (113 amino acids)
Source: RefSeq, a predicted model, not a curated record